Messenger RNA from Galdieria sulphuraria, 755 nucleotides. RefSeq names its product peptidyl-prolyl cis-trans isomerase C. The transcript is spliced from 4 exons. Gene Ontology annotation, molecular function: peptidyl-prolyl cis-trans isomerase activity. The record is from RefSeq and is a predicted model, not a curated record. Lineage: Eukaryota; Rhodophyta; Bangiophyceae; Galdieriales; Galdieriaceae. Bases 21 to 665 code for a protein of 214 amino acids.
CGAAAACUCCAUCACUGCGUAUGUCAACGUUGGAGCCCACUGGUUCGCACAACAUUGUCCGAGCGAGGCAUAUUCUCGUAGAAACCGAAGGCAUGGCGGAUACUUUAUUAGAACAGUUGAAAAAUGGUCAACACUUUGCUGAAUUGGCCAAAGCUGUUUCUCGUUGUCCUAGUAAGGAACGGGGUGGUGAACUUGGUUGGUUUCGUCGUGGUACUAUGGUGGCUUCUUUUGAAGACGCUUGUUUUCAAGGCAAACCGGAUCAGUUGAUAAAAAUACAAACAGAAUAUGGUUGGCACGUGAUUCAAGUACAAGGGCAAGCUAUAGAACCUGGAAGUAUCACAGUGGAAGAUUUUGCAAAGAUAUAUCCGCAUCAGAUAAGCCACGUCCAACUGGUGGAUGUACGUGAGCAAAAUGAAUUGGAAUUGGCACGACUCGACCACUUCUUUCAUUUGCCAUUGGGAGAAUAUGAAAAGUGGGCGGAACAAGUGGAGUCUGGAGAGUUGUUGGACAAGGAGAAAGAAACUAUCGUUAUGUGCCAUCACGGAAUACGCUCUGCACAAAUGUGUUCCUACUUGGCACAACAAGGGUUCUUAAAAGUCCGCAAUCUAAUCGGUGGAAUUGACGCGUAUGCUCACCAAGUGGAUCCCAGCAUUGGUGUUUAUUGAUUCCUUUUCACUAUAUCUGAUAAUAAAUCCCACAACCUUUGAUUGUUUUUUUCUAUCCAUCUACCAGCCAAUAUACGACAUGCCCUUUGU